This is a messenger RNA of Amorphotheca resinae ATCC 22711, 2159 nucleotides long. RefSeq lists its product as hypothetical. Gene Ontology annotation, molecular function: RNA helicase activity; nucleic acid binding; ATP binding. The transcript has 3 exons. The coding region runs from base 31 to 1854 and encodes 607 amino acids. The record is from RefSeq and is a predicted model, not a curated record. Gene Ontology annotation, cellular component: nucleolus. Lineage: Eukaryota; Fungi; Ascomycota; Leotiomycetes; Helotiales; Amorphothecaceae.
CACGACCACAGUCCCCACCCAACCACGAAAAUGAAGCGCAAACUGGAUGCGAAUGAUGUUCCUGUUCCUACCGGAGAGGUAGAUGGACAGAAGGAAGAAAUUACCUUUGCUGGCUUGGGACUUGACCCUCGGCUUCUCCAAGGAAUUGCAAAGCAGAACUUUCAAGCUCCAACCCCGGUCCAAGCAAAGGCUAUCCCUUUAGCAUUAGAUGGACGAGAUAUUCUUGCGAGAGCAAAGACUGGCUCUGGUAAAACAGCUGCGUAUCUGCUGCCAGUCUUGCAUUCAAUUCUGAAACGAAAAUUGACUCCAUCCACUCAAUGUACAUCCGCCCUCAUACUUGUGCCAACCCGCGAACUCGCGGAACAGGUCCACAAAGUAGUUGAAUCGUUCUCGGCCUUCUGCUCCAAAGACAUUCGAGCGGUCAACCUCACCCAACGGGUGUCCGAGGCAGUCCAACGAUCCCUCCUCGCAGAUUCCCCCGAUAUUGUCAUUGCAACUCCAGCUCGGGCUUCGUCAAAUCUCAAUGCAUCGGCACUCUCGCUCGAAAACCUUGCACAUCUGGUUAUUGAUGAGGCGGAUCUGGUCCUGUCUUAUGGAUACGACGAUGACUUACAGAAUGUUGCCAAGAUCAUGCCGAAAGGCGUGCAGACAAUACUGAUGAGUGCUACAUUGACGACCGAAGUCGAAACCUUGAAGGGACUCUUUUGUAGGAACCCGACAGUAUUAGAACUGGAGGAAGCAGAGGACGAAGGAGAGGGUGUAAGUCAAUAUGUUGUCAAGUGCGCUGAAGACGAGAAAUUCCUCUUAAUAUAUGUCAUAUUCAAGCUCAAAUUAAUCAAGGGCAAGUGUAUUAUAUUCGUGGCGGAUAUUGACAGAUGUUAUCGUCUGAAGCUAUAUCUGGAGCAGUUUGGGACGAGAAGUUGCAUUCUCAACUCAGAGCUGCCGGUUAAUUCCAGGAUACAUGUUGUGGAGGAGUUUAAUAAAGGUGUAUAUGAUAUAAUCAUUGCAUCUGAUGAGCACGAGGUAUUGGGUGAUGAGGAGCCGAAAGUUCAGGAGGUAGACGAAGAGCCUACAGAGGCUGGCAAGACAACUGAGGAUUCGAAGGAGGCAAAAACAGAACUUCAACCCUCGAAAAAGAAGCGCAAGACGGUGAAGAAGGAUAAGGAGUAUGGAAUUUCACGAGGGAUUGAUUUCAAAAACGUCGCUUGCGUCCUCAAUUUCGAUCUCCCUACAUCUUCCAAAUCCUACACACAUCGUAUUGGUCGGACCGCUCGAGCUGGUCAGACGGGUAUGGCAUUAUCAUUUGUCAUACCCUCCGAGCUUUAUAAGAAGCACAAGCCAACAAGUAUCGAGUCAGCAAAGGAUGACGAGAAAGUCCUGGCUAAGAUUGUGAAGCACCAAGCGAAGAAAGGAAAGGAGGUCAAACCAUACAAUUUCGAUAUGAAGCAAGUGGACGCGUUCCGAUACCGAAUGGGGGAUGCAUUGCGAGCGGUUACAGGGAUAGCGAUCCGUGAGGCCAGAACGAGAGAACUGAGACAGGAAUUGAUGAAGAGUGAAAAAUUGAAGAGGCAUUUCGAAGAGAACCCCGACGAUUUACAUCAUCUUCGACACGACGGCGAGUUACGGCCUGCAAGAGUGCAGUCGCACCUGAAACACGUACCCGAUUAUUUAUUGCCGAAGGAGGGAAGGAAGAGCAUUGCGGGUGGGGAUGUUGGAUUUCUCGGCUUGAGAAAGACCAGUGAGAAUCGGAUCAGGAAAGCUAGGAUGGCGAGCAAGUCAAAGGGUAGAGGCAGGAAGGUCGUUGGCCGGAGAUCAGAUCCUCUGAAGACUUUCAAGGCUAAAUCGCGAAGCUAGAUUAUGAGGAGGCACUAUUCCCCGGCUUCCCGAUUUAGGAAUGUCUGCGGUAUGAGGUACGAGUGCAGAAUGAUAUCCUUCCUAUUCCUGUCAUAUAUUAGAGCUUCCACCACCCAUUGUGAAUUCAUAUCCAUGAGUUUGAUCGGGCGAAGACUUACAAGUACCACUGAUACCGGGACAACUGGUUAUCACCUUUGAAGCUAGGCUUCUGAAAGUCCAGCAAAGUUUUUGUUGAUAGAAGUAUUGAGUCAGUCACACUCUCCUAGUCUUCAGGUCAGUCUUGGUGACCUAAAUUUACUUGCAGU